AUGGACAUCCCCUCUCACUGCAGCAGCCUGGAGGCGACAGUGCUCCAGCUGAUGGACGACGCCAACGCGCGCCGCGUCGUGCCGGACCGUCGCGCGAUGCGCUACCAGGAGCUAGGCGACGAGAACGUCGUCCUCGAAGGCACCGAGAGCGAGAACAGCACGCCCAUCUACCGCCAGGCGAAGGUAACGGACGCGAUGCAGCGCCGCCUGGAAAAGGAGUGGUACAACGGACCCAACUUUGUGCAAUGUUUUGAGUCCAUGUGCAAGUCUCGUGGCAGCAAGCGUGCGCUGGCCUACCGCCCGCUAAGUCGCGUGUCGCAUCAGCUGGUGAGGGAGCCGGAGAGCGGGCUGGAGCGGCUGUUCGAGGUGACAGUUUACGACGCGACGCAGUACUUGACGUAUGAUGAUGUGUGGACGGUCGUGCAGAACUUUGGCCGUGGCCUGCGCGAGCUCGUCCUCACUCCCGACGGCAAGGUCGGCCUGUACCUCGAGACGCGCUGGGAGUGGCUUGCGUCGGCGUACGGCGUGUGGUCGCAGAGCAUGGUGCUCGCCACGGUGUACGCGAACCUGGGCAAGGAGGCACUCAGCGAGGCCUUCGCGGAGACGAGGUGCGCCGUCAUCGUGACCGUCGGCGAGCGUGUGCCGUCGCUGAUCGCCAUGAUGCGGAGCGGCGCGAUACCGCACUGCACCCUGAUCUACCUCGACGCGUUGCCGGAGGACAUUGAUGCGACGGGCGUGACGCUGAAGGCGUGGGAAGACGUCGUGAAGGCCGGCGCUCUCUCGAACUACCCCCUCAACCUGCCGACGAACAACGACUCGGUGGCGCUGAUCAUGUACACGAGCGGCACGACGGGCGGGCCGAAGGGCGUCAUGCACACGUACGGCUCCAUGACCGCGGGCAUCAACGGCAUGGGUGGCCGCCUGAACGAGCUGUGCGGGGGUGUUGAGCCCGAUGAGCGCUACUGCUGCUCCCUGCCGCUGGCGCACAUCUUCGAGUUCACGGUCACGAACGUCUUCCUUGCGCGCGGCUGCUGGAUCGGAUUCGGGCACACCCGCACGCUCCUGAGCACGUACGCACGUCCGCACGGCGACCUCGUCGAGUUCAAGCCGAUCUUCUUGAUUGGCGUGCCGCGCAUCUUCGACGCCUACAAGAAGGCGAUGGAGGCGAGCCUGGCACAGCGCGGCGCGCUGGAGCGCAAAAUCUUUGAGCACGCCUUCGCCUCCCGCCUCCGUCACCUGCACGCCGGCAUGGAAACGCCGUUCUGGAAUACGGUGGUCUUCGCCCCGCUGCGCGAGAUGGUGGGCGGCCGCGUGCGCAGCAUGUUCGGAGGCGGUGGCCCGAUCAGUGCCCCAACGCAGCACUUCAUGAACGUUGUCCUUGGCGGCUUCAUCCAGGGCUACGGACUCACCGAAACCGUCGGCAAUGGGCCGAAGCAGCUUGUCGGCGACCUCGAGCCUGCAUGUGUCGGUCGCCUGGAGGUGGCCUGCGAGAUGAAGCUAGUGGACACGCCAGACUACAAGCACACCGACACGCCGGAGCCGCGCGGCGAGAUCUGCCUGCGUGGCCCGUUUCUCUUCAAGGGCUACUACAAGAAGGAAAGUGCCACCAAGUCUGCCAUCGACGCUGACGGCUGGUUCCACACGGGCGACGUUGGCGCCAUCGCCGACCGCGGUCGGCUGCGCAUCGUCAGCCGCAUCAAGUCACUGGCAAAGAACGCGCUAGGCGAGUACAUCCCGAUGGAGAUCCUGGAGUCCCUGUACGCGCAGGUGAGCCUGUGCGUGCCGAACGGCGUGUGCGUCGUUGUCCACUCUGCCAAGCACUACGUCUGCGCCAUCGCGUGCACGACGGAGAGCAAGGCGAUGGUGUUCGCGCGGCAGCACGACAUCCAGUAUGAGUGGCCGGCGAUUCUGAAGAACCCCGACUUUCAGACAGCAGCGACACAGGCGUUCCGCGAGGUCGCCACAACCGCGGGCCGCGGCAAGCAGGAGAUUGUACGCUAUGUCCACGUUGUGGGGGAUCAGUGGACGCCGGAGAACGACAUGCUGACGGCGGCUGGCAAGCUGAAGCGGCACGCGGUGGCGGAGCGCUACAAGGACCUGAUCUGCUCCCUGUACGUUGACUAG
Molecule: messenger RNA, 2124 nt
Organism: Leishmania mexicana MHOM/GT/2001/U1103
Lineage: Eukaryota; Euglenozoa; Kinetoplastea; Trypanosomatida; Trypanosomatidae
Product: putative fatty acyl CoA synthetase 2
Exons: 1
Coding region: 1-2124 (707 amino acids)
Cellular component (GO): endoplasmic reticulum; membrane
Molecular function (GO): long-chain fatty acid-CoA ligase activity
Source: RefSeq, a predicted model, not a curated record